Raphanus sativus (radish) is the source of this 2405-nucleotide messenger RNA. Its product is annotated as U-box domain-containing protein 52. NCBI's taxonomy places the organism in Eukaryota, Viridiplantae, Streptophyta, Magnoliopsida, Brassicales, Brassicaceae. The record is from RefSeq and is a predicted model, not a curated record. Gene Ontology annotation, molecular function: ATP binding; protein kinase activity. Gene Ontology annotation, biological process: protein phosphorylation.
AUAUUGAAAACUCAAGAGGAAGGAGGUUAGGUUUUCUUCCUUGAUAUACAAGAAACAUAAAGGGAAGAAUCAUGUGGCUACCAAAGUCAAACAAUGGAGGAAAGAAAGAAACAGGAAGUGGUUCAGUUGCAGUUGCAAUAGACAAAGACAAAGGAAGCCAACAUGCUCUUAGAUGGACAAUAGAGAAUCUUGCCUCUCGAGGCCAAACCAUUUCUCUGAUUCAUGUCCUCUCCAAAUCACAUUCUUCUUCAGAUAUUGAAGAUACACAACAAGGGGACAAAAUAGCGAAAGGUCUCUUUGUUUCCUUCCACUGUUAUUGUUCUCGCAAAGAGAUAAAUUGUCAAAACAUAUUACUUGAAGAUGCAGACAAAGUGAGAGCUAUUAUCGAACAUGUUUCAAAGUCAGGAAUCGAAAACUUAGUCGUUGGAGCCCCUUCGCGUAAUAGCUUCAUGAGACGAUUCAAAACGGAUUUGCCAACAACUGUGUCAAAAUCAGCUCCAGAUUUCUGCAAUGUUUAUGUAAUUUCAAAAGGCAAGAUUGCUUCAGUGAGAAAUGCAUCUCGUCCUGCUCCUUUUCAAAGUUCAAUGCAGCCCUCUGAAUAUGAAAAUCAACAGCCUGUUACUCCUGCAGAACAUAGCCACUCGGCAAGUAGUACGCCAUCUAGGCCACGUAAAUCAGUUGAAGCAGAUGCUACAAGGUAAGGAACAUAACUGAUGUCUUAUGGUUUCUUUAGUCUAAAUGAUUCAGAGACUUUUGUUCUGUUUUUUUUUUAAAUUUGUAGGUCACCUUUAGGGAGAAGACAAGUGAAACCAUAUGGGGAUUUAUAUGAUUCAGAUAGUGACCUUUCAUUCAUAAGCCCUUCUUCACAUAGAGACUCUCAUGACAUCUCGUUCAUCAGCUCAGGGAGACCUAGCGUUGACCGCUCUUCCUUCACACUUGACUUUCCUGAGUCUGGAAGAAGCUCAAGAAUCUCAACAAGCUCAGAGCAGAGCAUUGGGUCACAUCGCUUGGGAAUCAAGUUUAGUGAUCCUGGUUUCCCUAAUGAUUCGUCUACAACAUUCUCUGAAGAGAGUGGUACAACAUCUACAUAUUCAUCUCAAAGCGUGGAUGAUGUUGAAGCUGAAAUGAAGAGGCUGCGUCUAGAGCUAAAGCAAACCAUGGAUAUGUAUAGCACUGCCUGCAAAGAAGCUUUAAGUGCAAGACAACAGGCGAGUGCACUGCAAAAGCUGAGAACAGAAGAGGAAAGAAAGUUGGAAGAAGCAAAGAGUUCAGAGGAAGCAGCAAUGUCUAUAGUGGAGAAGGAGAGAGCUAAAGCCAAAGCAGCCUUGGAAGCUGCAGAAGCUGCAAAGAGAUUAGCAGAAGUGGAAUCUAAGAGAAGACAUACCGUGGAGAUGAAGGCAUUGAAGGAAUCAGAUUCCUUCUCUCAUGGAUUUGUUAGGUAUAGGAAGUACACAGUUGAAGAAAUAGAAGAAGCCACUUCAAACUUUGCAGAGUCACGAAAGGUUGGAGAGGGAGGCUAUGGUCCGGUGUUUAGAGGCUAUCUGGAUCACACAAGUGUUGCUGUUAAGGUUUUACGCCCUGAUGCAGCUCAAGGGAGAUCACAGUUUCAGAAAGAGGUUGAAGUGUUAAGCUGCAUAAGACAUCCAAACAUGGUGCUACUUCUCGGAGCUUGUCCAGAAUUUGGGAUUCUUGUAUACGAAUACAUGGCCAAAGGAAGCUUAGAAGACCGUCUCUUCAUGAGAGGCAACACCCCGCCGAUUACUUGGCAGCUACGUUUCAGAAUCGCUGCAGAGAUAGCCACAGGACUACUCUUCCUCCACCAGACCAAACCUGAACCAAUAGUCCACAGAGACCUCAAACCAGGGAACGUCCUCCUCGACUACAACUACGUGAGCAAGAUCAGCGAUGUAGGGCUAGCCAGACUAGUCCCUGCAGUAGCAGAGAACGUCACACAGUACAGAGUCACAUCAGCUGCAGGAACGUUCUGUUACAUCGAUCCUGAGUACCAACAGACAGGAAUGUUAGGCGUGAAAUCAGAUGUGUACUCUCUAGGGAUCAUGCUUCUUCAGAUCUUGACAGCGAAACAGCCGAUGGGUUUGGCUUACUACGUUGAGCAAGCGAUAGAAGAAGGGACACUAAAGGAUAUGCUUGAUCCAGCGGUACCGGACUGGCCUAUGGAGGAAGCUACGUGUUUAGCUAAGCUUGCGCUUCAAUGCGCAGAGUUGAGAAGAAAAGAUAGACCGGAUCUUGGGAAAGAGUUGUUGCCUGAGCUCAAUAGAUUAAGAGAUAUCGGUGAAGAGACUUUAGGGAGUGUGUUCUAUGCAGGUAGCCAAGGAAGGUCUCCGAACACUAGCCAAGUCUCCAUUACAUCAACUGUGAGUUUUCUUUUUGGUCUGGUCUGAUAA